AUGGACUCCAGCGGCACCACGCUGUCCCCCACGACUACAGUGGGGCCCACCCCCUACACCGGCGAUGGUCUGAUGCAUACGGUUAGUGCCAGUGACCAGGAUAGAAAGCUUCAUACGUCGUACCUGUAUCCUCUGAGCAAGGCGAAAACACACCAGGGUUCCGGCACGUACGAGGGCCAGGCAGACAACACCAAGACUGUGCAUGCGUACAAGACUGUCCAUCUGGACAAUGUGAUAGACGAGUUCAAGCCUUUGGACCCAAAGACAGUGCUGCAUAUGGAGAAGAAGCCGCAUCUAGCGAAGAACAACAGCUCUGUGCCCUUCCGGACGACCGCAAAUUAUAAACGCAGAGUGUCUUUCGAUACGGUGAAUCUUCAGAUUGCGGAUAACGACGAUUAUUAUGGCGACGACGAAUGCGACGACGUGGGACUGAUGCAGGGCAGAGACCGUUGGAGCCGACGCGAGCAGCUUCUAAGCUCUGGGGGCUGGGGUCCGUUUAGCGGCAGCGAGCCGUCGCCUGGCUCGAGCUAUCUGGCUUCACGGGGUCGAUCUCCACAUCGAGACAUCUCGCCACACCAGGGCCUGCGUGCAAACUCGUCUGAGCGCAGUCUAUCCCCAGGAAACCCGUUUAUGAAGCGUAUGGGGUCCGUUUCGCCCAUAAGAAACAUUAGCAUUGCGGGAGCCAUGACUUCCAGACAGUACCCUACAAGCCCCAUUAUCACGCACGAUGCAUGCACAUUGACCAAGAAACACAAAGAUUUUGACAAGCUGUAUUUGCGGCAACUGGGCUCUAGAAGACCACUGUUGCCAGACAGAAAUAUCAUGUGCUACAUAUCUGGCCGCAAACAUACAUGGGUGGCUCUAGACUGGUGUUGCAACCGAUUGUUGGAAGAUGGCGACAGCAUGGUCGUGACGGCGUCCAUCAACCCCAGCUCGCGCUCGCUGUUUGUCCGGCGUCUUUCCUCGAGCUCCAACCAGAGCAGAGAAGCCAGCGAGGAAUAUAUACGCAACUCGCCCGAGUACGCCAAGGUGGUGACCGAAAACAUCAUGAAAUACAUCAUGGCGAUUUUGAACCCGAACAAGAUCCUCAAGAUCACGAUCGAGCUUGCCGUCGGAGGCACCAAGGACGUGCUGAAAGACAUGUACUCGCUGUAUUUGCCGUCGUUGGUGGUAGUUGCUGCGAAGCCGACCAAGGCAGCCUCCACGCGGUCGUGGGUGACAUCACGGGUGACAGACCGCCUGGUGAAGAAUUUCCACGUUCCUGUGGUGAUUGUUCCGUCGCUGAACAUGGAUUUAUUCGAAGAAAAGCUAUUUGCUGUGCUCAACAAGCGCAUGGACGAAUUGCACCACAACUACGACGAUCCGAAUUUCGUGGCAGAGCUAGAGGAUGUGGGCUCGUACAAGCUGAGCGACCACGAGUCGGCAAUUGCCACGCAGAAGGAGGCCGAGGAGCAGAACACGGACUCGCCGGCGGGCGAGCUCAAACGAUUGCAACACUUGACCAACAUAAAAAUAUACCAGGAACUUUCCGACAUUUUGAAACGCUCAGACGACGAAAACAAGUAUAAAGACUGGCUCAAGGUCAUUUCUGCUGCAGCAUACAAUUACGGCGUGAAUCUUGCCGAGAGCGCAAAGAGCGGAGGCGAGAGCGCCCAGCUGGUGCGCACGCUGACAGGAGCACCAGACCCAAUAUACGGCCGUGCACGGUCGAUGCUUCUGGACACCGACACCAGUCCGACGCCAAAGUCUCCGCAAGGAGGCAAAAUCCCUGCCAUCCACAUACACUCGUCUGGUGACUAUAGCGGGCCUCGUCAACAGACAUCUCUCAAGUUCGACAUCAGCCACCCCAAAUAUUAUUCUCAGGACAGCAGCAUGUCCUUGAAAAUGGACCCGUUGCGUCCGACCGUGUCAACGCCACAGCUGCACCCGCAGAAGUCGUCUGACUCGACUGAAAAGGAAAAAAAGGGCUUUUUCAGAAGUCUUUUCAGAAGAAAAUAG
This is a messenger RNA of Ogataea parapolymorpha DL-1, 1998 nucleotides long. RefSeq lists its product as uncharacterized. The record is from RefSeq and is a predicted model, not a curated record. The transcript has a single exon. Bases 1 to 1998 code for a protein of 665 amino acids. NCBI's taxonomy places the organism in Eukaryota, Fungi, Ascomycota, Pichiomycetes, Pichiales, Pichiaceae.